AUGGUUAAGGUUACGGAUACUUUAGAGCCAGGGCCCUCUUCAAGUCAUGAUGCAGCCAGAGAGGAGGCCAGAGAUAUUCAAAUAGAAGAAGAGGUUAAGGAUGACAGUGCAAGUAGUGACAGCAGCACAGAUGACGAGGAGGAAACAGUGAAGAGCAAGGAACAAUGUGAGAUGGAGAUGAGGGACAUUUCAGGCACUGAGUCACAUACACUGCUUUCAGAACCAGAUGAUCUGCUGUCAGUUGACCCAGGCUUGUGGCCAGCAAAGUUAAGCGUCAGUGACAGGGCAAUUAUUGUUAGAAAGUUGGCAACAAGGGAAGACAAAGAAAUGUCCAAAGAUUCAGAGGGAAAGCCAUUUCCAGACUACUUGAGGCAUCGCAUGGCAGAGAAAAGGGAGCAUGGCUGUGCUCUCUCUGGUGAUAAUAAACAGACAGAAAUCACACGACACAAAGGUGGUUCAGUGCUGUUACCCUGCUCCUGCUCUGACCUCAACACCAAACCUCAGAAAGUCACCUGGGAGACCAGCAGAACAGGACGUCUGACAGAAAUGUUAAAUGAUGAGCACUACCGUGGCAGAUUUAAGCUGUUUAAUAACAUUUCUCCUGCUAAUCUGUCUCUGCUCCUAUCUGACCUGAGAGAAGAGGAUGGGGGAGUCUACAGGUGCAGCACUGGAUUGCAGGAACACAGAGACAUCAGGCUUUAUAUUAAAGGCUGUGAGCUGGUGAAGGCAGGGUUAGAGGCGGUGACUGGGUUCACAGGAGAGUCUGUAGUUCUGCCCUGCGUCUGCACUGACCUACAGGACAAACCAAAGUCUGUAAAAUGGGCGUUUAGAAGAGAAUCUGGAACAAAUUAUCAGGAAAUUUACCCUGAACAGACUGGACAUCACAGGAACAGAGUCAAACUGGUCAGUAAAAACCCUCCAGGAAACCUCUCUCUACUCAUACCAGACCUGACUGAAGAGGAUCAGGGAGAGUACAGAUGUUCUGCACAGACUGAUCACAGAUAUUUCAGACUAUCUGUUAAAGGUACAUUUGUUCAUUAAUGACCG
Neoarius graeffei (lesser salmon catfish) is the source of this 1047-nucleotide messenger RNA. Its product is annotated as junctional adhesion molecule-like. The record is from RefSeq and is a predicted model, not a curated record. The coding region runs from base 1 to 1041 and encodes 346 amino acids. Gene Ontology annotation, cellular component: external side of plasma membrane. Lineage: Eukaryota; Metazoa; Chordata; Actinopteri; Siluriformes; Ariidae. Gene Ontology annotation, biological process: immune response; T cell costimulation; positive regulation of T cell proliferation. The transcript is spliced from 4 exons.